CUCAAACUUUCCCCUGUUAUCAUCCGUUACAUUCUAGUUACGUCGAAUUCCAUCUCAAUAUUGCAAGCACAAUAUGCUAUCCCUAUGAUGACCCUGCGAGAGUAACUGGGUUUCAUGCGCCAUGGACCCCCUCUCAAUAAUCGCGAGCGGUCUCACGCUCCUCACAGCAGUAGCAGCUGUAGCGGAGAAAACCGCGAGUCUGAAAAGCGCAGACAAAGCACUACAAACCGUGCUUGAAGAUCUAUCUGAUUUCCGGAUGCUUGUUCAGCAAGUCAACAUCUUGGUCGAUCAAUACCAGGCUGAGAUACCAGAACAACAGCGAUCUGAUUUAGCUUUGCUUUUGGAGAGGGCGAAGGGGAGGUUGGGGGAUUUGAACGAUGCUUUGCAGGGCGCGACACAAGAUGGAGGGAAGGGGAUAAUGAGAGCGAAGAAAUUGCAAUGGACGAGGCGGGCGAGCCACAUUGCUAAGUUGCAGGAGGAAUUGAAGGACCUGAAGCCGACACUGAGUACCUUACUAAACAGCAUUUCUACGUCGUGUUCUUUGCGACUGCAAGCUGCAGUGAGGGAAGUAUCUCAACAUACGUCCAAUUCCCAAAAUACCCGCGUUUUAUUCGAAGAUCAGGCAAUGCAAAAGCUUGCGAGACAAGAAGAUGCGAUGGAUCGGAUGCUCUCGAGCUUUAAACUCUUGGAACUCUCAAUCCUGCCAAGGACCAAUCCACGUCGAUUAGAGAGUGGAUACAAUGCAUUAGCUGGUCAAAGUUGUUCGAGAUGCACUCUCGUCCGCAGCAAGGGAAUCAGUCAAGCGUGUUUAUCUUGCAGCAAAAUUGCGAUAGGUAUGAGGUACAAGAAACAACCUGAUUUUCGCGUCAACUUCCUGGACAAAAAACUGCUUCUCCCAGGCGACCAUCUCGGUCGGAGAAGCUACGCCUAUCUAGAUACGAUGGUGUCGUCUUGGUACGCAGACACCGUCACCAUCUUCAUCAAAGUGUCUCGAGCACACGAAAGCCCCAACCUUGAACUUCGCGUGCGUGAAUUCAGACCCUCGGAACAAUUUCAACCCUACAUAUCCUCCAGAGUCUUUAUUGAUAUGAUCGGAUUACUUCCUCCUCGGACUGUCCGUACACGACCUUACGCCAUUCCUUACACACAUUAUGUUGAGUGUGGCAGACUCGAGAUGUGGGCUAGAGCGAGUCUGAGAUGGAAACUGGAGCAGAACAAGGACAGACCAGGAAGAACGCUUCUGUCGACUCUUAGCUUGCAGGGACAGGAGGUCUUUGCAAAUCACAAAUUCAUAAAUGCUGCGUUUACGUUUGCGGCAUUAACCCUGGUUUGGACAAGUCAUAUCUUCGCUACUGGAAAUACUGCAGAAAGUGCGGUCGAGAGACAUAAGUCGGCAUCGCCUUCUUCCAAACCCCUUAACCAUCACAAUUCCCAACGACACAACCGACCACACAGCGGUGAAUCUCCAAAACGCUCUACCGCCUCCAGAUAUCUCAACUUUGCAGACGACCAUUACGAUGGCAUAUCAACUUGCCCCGCGGCAAUAAGCUGCCAGCUCUCACUUCUCUGCCUAGAGAGAGCCCGGGAAAUUGAACACGACCUCCUUGCCGAUCUGCAAACCCUAAUUUUCGGUCAGAAUCACAGUGUCAGCGAGACAGAGAGGCUGUUCAUUGCGUAUAUUUCAUUGGCUUUGAUGAUGGAUGCUUAUGAGAAGUACCUGACUGCAUUCGAGGGAGUCGAAGAGCAGUUCCAACGAUGCCUGCAUUUGGUCGAAUCCCUCACCUCCGAAUUAGGCCAUUUAUUGAGGGGAGCGACGAUGGUGUAUUUCUUGCAGACAGUUAGCGGUGAGGAUGUGGAAGGCACUGCUUUGGCGAAGUUGGGGAGUGAGAUGAGAAUGAAGCUACUAGAUGAUGAUAAUCGAGAGUUCUUUGCAAGGCACAGUUGGGCCGCCUCUCAAAGCCGCGACUUCCGCGACAACGGAUUUAUAUUUCAAUGCCUACUUCAUGGGUUUGGUUAGACCUUUAUGUUAACAGACUUAACAGUUAGUUUCAACAGUAGAAGGUAAACAAAUAUAACAUUAUACAUACCAACAGAGUUGCACCUUUGCACAUAGGAGAGGCGAUAUGAUGUUUUGAACGGUUCCGAGGAGCCAAAUGUACUGGAAUCGGUUUGGUUGCCUCUGGAUAUAGAACGUGGGUAACGGGAGAUACUCCAAG
Messenger RNA from Hyaloscypha bicolor E, 2216 nucleotides. RefSeq lists its product as uncharacterized. The transcript has 6 exons. NCBI's taxonomy places the organism in Eukaryota, Fungi, Ascomycota, Leotiomycetes, Helotiales, Hyaloscyphaceae. Bases 122 to 2017 code for a protein of 631 amino acids. The record is from RefSeq and is a predicted model, not a curated record.